CAUUUUCUUCAUUAUUACAUCGCCGGAGAAAAUUAUUAAAGAAUGUGUGGAGGCGCAAUCAUUUCCGAUUACUUACCGCCGGAAAAGUCUUACCGGCGUCUCACUGCCGACUUCUUAUGGCCUUCCCGCGUCAAGAACAACAACCGCUCUAAUCCGCUUCAUUCCGAGACUGUAAAGGUCGAGGAUGAUGACUUUGAAGCUGAUUUUCAGAAUUAUUCAGAUCAUCAGGAGAUGGAGGAGGAGAUUCAAUUUGCCUUUUCUGCUGCACCUAAAUCUUCUAAACAUGAGGAGUUAAAUGGAGUAAACGAAAAAUGCACAAAAAGAAAGAGGAAGAGUCAAUAUAGGGGAAUUCGCCAGCGUCCAUGGGGUAAAUGGGCAGCAGAAAUUCGUGACCCGAGGAAAGGGGUUAGGCUUUGGCUUGGUACAUUUAACACUGCAGAAGAAGCUGCAAGGGCAUAUGAUGCUGAGGCACGGAGGAUACGUGGUAAGAAAGCUAAGGUUAACUUCCCUGAUGAGAAAACUAAGGUGGAUUCUCAGAAAACCCUAGCAAAGGAGGAGUUACAGCCUGAAUCGAACCAAAAUGUCAAUUUCCUGAAGUAUUCGGACAGUUCAGUAAUGUUGAAACCUCAACAUAAGCAGUUUGGUAAUGUUGAAACCUAUGCUUCUUCUGCUGGAGUUAUAAAAUCUGGAACUUUGCCAGAUUCAUCAAUGAUGUAUUUCAGUUCUGAUCAAGGAAGUAAUUCUUUUAAUUGUUCUGAUUUUGGGUGGGGAAAGGCACCUGAGAUAUCAUCAUCCUCAGCUGCUCUCUUGUCUGUUGCAGAAGGUGAUGGAAAUCAGUUAAUGGAGGAUACAUACUCUCCUAAAAAGCUGAAAACUAGCCAUGAUGAGAAUAAGUUUUCUGAUUUUGAGACACAGAUGAAGUUCUUCGAAGACCCAUUCCCUGAAAUCAACUGGGAUGAUGCUUCUGUUGACAUUUUCUUGAAUGGGGAGACAAAUGAAGAUGGUGUGAAUGCAAUGGAUCUUUGGACCUUUGACGGUUUCUGAGCUUGAUGGGCUACUUGAAGAAGCAUGUGCAUGAGAAAUGAGAUGGUGUGUGGCUAGGAGAUAAACUAGGGGAGGAGGAGGGAUCAAUAAGCUGUGAAAAAAACUUAAAUAGUAAGAAUCUGUAUUUUUUUUGGUUUUGUUUUUAUGUUGGGAAUGUAGUGAAAACUGAAUGUUUAUGGUAAUUUGAAUAAUGAAUCUUGUUUAUUCUAUGGA
Impatiens glandulifera is the source of this 1257-nucleotide messenger RNA. Its product is annotated as ethylene-responsive transcription factor RAP2-12-like. The record is from RefSeq and is a predicted model, not a curated record. The coding region runs from base 43 to 1044 and encodes 333 amino acids. Gene Ontology annotation, biological process: ethylene-activated signaling pathway; regulation of DNA-templated transcription. The transcript is spliced from 3 exons. NCBI's taxonomy places the organism in Eukaryota, Viridiplantae, Streptophyta, Magnoliopsida, Ericales, Balsaminaceae. Gene Ontology annotation, molecular function: DNA binding; DNA-binding transcription factor activity.